This is a messenger RNA of Staurois parvus, 660 nucleotides long. The record is from the annotation of a GenBank genome assembly. Lineage: Eukaryota; Metazoa; Chordata; Amphibia; Anura; Ranidae.
CCCUCCAUAUCAUGUGAUUUAGGUGUUCCAAUCCCCUCCCAAUCAUGUGAUUCACGUGUUCCAAUCCCCUCCCAAUCAUGUGAUUCAGGUGUUCCAAUCCCCUCCAUAUCAUGUGAUUUAGGUGUUCCAAUCCCCUCCCAAUCAUGUGAUUCUGGUGUUCCAAUCCCCUCCAUAUCAUGUGAUUCUGGUGUUCCAAUCCCCUCCGUAUCAUGUGAUUCAGGUGUUCCAAUCCCCUUCACAUCAUGUGAUUCGGGUGUUCCAAUCCCCUCCAUAUCAUGUGAUUCGGGUGUUCCAAUCCCCUCCAUAUCAUGUGAUUCAGGUGUUCCAAUCCCCUCCAUAUCAUGUGAUUCAGGUGUUCCAAUCCCCUCCACAUCAUGUGAUUCAGGUGUUCCAAUCCCCUCCAUAUCAUGUGAUUCAGGUGUUCCAAUCCCCUCCAUGUCAUGUGAUUCAGGUGUUCCAAUCCCCUCCCAACCAUGUGAUUCAGGUGUUCCAAUCCCCUCCCAACCAUGUGAUUCAGGUGUUCCAAUCCCCUCCCAACCAUGUGAUUCAGGUGUUCCAAUCCCCUCCAUAACAUGUGAUUCAGGCGUUCCAAUGCCCUCCAUAUCAUGUGAUUCAUGUGUUCCAAUCCCCUCCCAAUCAUGUGAUUCAGGCGUUCCAAUC